CGGGUCACCAGGCAUCAGGUCAUUUGGCUCGACAGCGGGCACGCGUCAUCUGGCAAGGUAGUGGGCUCCGAGUCAACAGGCACGACAGUGGGCACCGGGUCAUCAGGUACCGGAUUGUCUGGCUCGACAGCAGGCAUCGGGUCACCAGGUAUGACAGCGGGCACUGGGUCACCAGGCAUCAGGUCAUUUGGCUUGCCAGCGGGCACCGCGUCAUCUGGCAAGGCAGUGGGCACCGGGUCACCAGGCAUUGGAUCGUCUGGCUCGACAGCGGGCAUCGGGUCACCAGGCAUCAGGUCAUUUGGCUCGCCAGCGGGCACCGCGUCAUCUGGCAAGGCAGUGGGCACCGAGUCACCAGGUACGACAGCGGGCUCUGAGUCAAUUGGCACGACAGCGGGCACCGGAUCAGGUACCGGAUCAUCUGGAUCAACAGCGGGCAUCGAGUCAACUGGC
This is a messenger RNA of Staurois parvus, 450 nucleotides long. Lineage: Eukaryota; Metazoa; Chordata; Amphibia; Anura; Ranidae. The record is from the annotation of a GenBank genome assembly.